Messenger RNA from Talaromyces marneffei, 663 nucleotides. RefSeq lists its product as uncharacterized. Lineage: Eukaryota; Fungi; Ascomycota; Eurotiomycetes; Eurotiales; Trichocomaceae. The transcript has 3 exons. The record is from RefSeq and is a predicted model, not a curated record. The coding region runs from base 1 to 663 and encodes 220 amino acids.
AUGGAUGAGCCAACACAUGUAAUCGAUCCUGAUGGCGAGGUUAUCAUCGUCUUGAAAGACGCGAAUUUGCCAUUCGCAGUUUGGCCAGAUGAGGGGCCAGCCGAUGAACAAAGCUUGCAGCAAUCUGAGACUGGGAAAGAGACAGAAGAACAAUGCUUCCGUAUCAAGGUAUCCGCAAAGCAUCUCGCAUCGCCUGUAUUCAAAGCCUGUCUCUUGGGGGGCUGGAACGAAAGCAGCACUUUUCUUGAAAAUGGAUCUACCACGCUCACUGUGUCUGGCUGGGACCUUGAGGCCUUCUUGAUUGUUAUGCGGAUAAUACAUAACCAGAAUAACCAGCUACCGCGCAGGGUCAGUCUUGAACUCUUCGCCAAAAUCACUGUCAUUGUGGACUACUAUAAGUGCAAAGAUGCAAUAGCAUUCUUUUCUGAUAUCUGGCUUGAUGAUCUGGAAAGCAAGUCGGAUUUGCAUCUUGCCGGCGCCUUCUCCCGAGACCAUAUGCUGUGGAUGUGGGUAUCCUGGGUGUUUAGACGCGAUGGAAUUUUCAGACGAUCUACUGCUGUUGCUCUCAAAUAUAGCAAGAUUCAUAUAUCGAGUCUUGGGCUUCCCCUCUCAACAAAACUAAUUUAUCAAUUAAAUGUGGACCGAGAAAGGGGUAUUGAAUAA